UAAAAGAAUUAUUUAUUUUAUUCAUAUGAGUACACUGUCGCUGUCUUCAGACACACCACAAGCAGGCAUCGGAUCCCAUUAAGAUGGUUGUGAGCCAUCAUGUAGUUGCUGGGAUUUGAACUCAGGACCUCAGGAAGAUCAAUCAGUGCUCCUAAGCUCUGAGCCAUCUCUCCAGCCCCUAACACCACAUUUUUUUUUUUUUUAAAAAACAAAACAAACAUAUAGGCUGAACGAACUCGGCUUCAUUUGAGGCAUGCUGGGACAGUCUAACAUAUGCAAGUCGAUAAAUGUAAUCCAAUACAGAAAGAUUCAGGGAGAGAAAUCGCAUGGUCGUUUCAAUACACACAGAAAAGGCCUUUGACAAAAACUUGAUACAAGUUUUUAUGAUACAAGGCCUGAGGAAAGUAGUGGUCAUAUCUCAACGCAACAGGGCUGUGCUAGUUUGUUUUCUGUUGUUUCUGUUGUAAGCACCAUGAGCAAAAAUGGCAUAGAGAGGAUAUUGGGCCUGUUUCAUCUAACUGGUCACUCUCCACUGGUUAGGAAGUCAGUUCAGGAUCCCAAGCAGGGCAGACACUGUGGAGGACAGCAGUUCACUGGCUCCCUUUCUUACACAACCCAGACCCACUAGCCUAGCUCACAGUGGGCUGAGCUCUCCCACAUCAAUAAGCAAUCAAGAAAACGCCCCCAGACAUGUCCACGGGUCAACUGAAUGUAGGUAAUUUUCAGUAGAGGUCACCCCUUCCUAGAUGUGUUAGGUUGAACAUUUUUUCUAAACGAGGAAUGAAACAAGGGGGUCUAUUCUUCACUGAUAUUCAAUAUGGUGCUUGAAAUCUUAGCUACAGCAGUUAGGCCAAGGAAAGGGAUUCAAACAGGAAAACCACUACAUGCUUAGGCCUAGAUACUAGAAGAACCAAGCACAGGAGGGCGUGGUCUGUGGCAAGAGCACCCCCGCAGAGGCGGGACUUCCGCCGACGCUGCCCUGAGGGACAGGCCCGCUCAGGUAGUUCAGAGGCGCCCACCCUCACUCCGCCCAGUAGCCAUAGAGUGGCUCCACAAGGGCGGCCCAGGAAACUAUACCUCCACAGCUCGCGCUCGGCCACCCGGACUACAACACCCAGCAAGCCCUGCGGCCCCGCGUCUGACUUGCGCAGUAGCCUCCGUUGUAAAAUGCUAUGACAACAGGGCGAAGGCGGCUUGGAUUUAGGCUGGAGUGGGGUGGUGUCUUCCGCAGGCUGUUGUCUUGCAGUCUCACCCCUCUUACAGUCUCCCUGGUGGUUUCAUCCUCUCUGCGAGCAUCCAGACCUGGAGUUUUUCUCUCUUGUCUUGUGGCUUCCGAGGGAUCCAUGUCGUUUCCCCUGCUUGUCUCUGAGGGAUGACAAGUGGGUGCAGAAGAUCUUGGAGGGACUUAUUUCAACUCCGUGGAGCUUGUGUUACUGCUUGGCAGGAGUCUGUCUGUCUGCGGACGUGGAAAACUUCGAACACAAGACCAAGAGACAUUAAAUUGUACAGCAUUAUUAGCGUGUACCAAAAGAAGGGUCCGAAACCUGGGCAGCGCAUGCGCAGAAGCAAGGUUGAAAGGAAAUGUCCUUAUUUAAAGCCCGUGACUGGUGGUCUACUGUGCUGGGAGAGAAAGAAGAGUUUGAUCAGGGCUGUUUGUGCUUGGCUGACGUGGACAACAGCAGGAAUGGACAGGAUAAAAUCAUUGUGGGCAGCUUCAUGGGCUACCUGAGAAUCUUCAAUCCCCAUCCUGUAAAAACCGGAGGUGGGCCUCAGGCUGAAGAUUUACUUCUAGAAGUGCAUCUGCGGGACCCAGUGCUGCAAGUGGAAGUUGGGAAGUUUGUCUCAGGCUCUGAGAUGCUCCAUUUGGCUGUGCUGCACUCCCGGAAGCUCUGUGUCUACUCCGUCUCAGGGACAUUGGGUAAUGUGGAGCAUGGAAACCAAUAUCAGAUAAAGUUGAUGUAUGAGCACCAUCUUCAGAGGACAGCCUGCAACAUGACCUAUGGACCCUUUGGUGCUGUCAAAGGUCGGGAUUUAAUUUGUAUCCAGUCUAUGGAUGGCAUGCUGAUGGUGUUUGAGCAGGAAAGCUAUGCCUUUGGGAGGUUUCUCCCUGGUUCUCUUCUGCCUGGCCCUCUUGCUUACAGUCCCCGCACGGAUUCCUUCAUAACUGUCUCUUCUUGCAGACAAGUGGAAAGUUACAAGUACCAAGUCCUUGCCUUUGCCACGGAUGCGGACAAGAAGCAGGAAAUGGAACAGCAAAAACUUGGUUCUGGAAAACGACUAGUUGUGGACUGGACUCUGAAUAUUGGCGAGCAGGCCCUGGAUAUUUGUAUCAUUCCUUUAAACCAGUCAGCAUCUUCUGUCUUUGUUCUUGGUGAGAGAAACUUCUUUUGCCUAAAGGACAACGGGCAGAUUCGGUUCAUGAAGAAGCUCGACUGCAGCCCCAGUUGUUUUCUCCCGUACUGCUCAGUCUCGGAAGGUACGAUAAACACUUUGGUUGGAAACCAUAACCACAUGCUGCACGUUUACCAGGACGUGACACUGAAGUGGGCCACGCAGCUUCCCCACGUCCCCGUAGCGGUCAGAGUGGGCUGUCUGCAUGAUUUAAAGGGAGUGAUAGUGACUCUCAGUGAUGACGGUCACCUGCAGUGUUCAUAUCUGGGGACGGACCCUUCUCUGUUCCAAGCUCCAAAAGUUGAAUCAAGAGAGCUCAACUAUGACGAACUUGAUGUAGAAUUGAAAGAACUUCAGAAAAUCAUCAAAGAUGUAAAAUCGCAAGGUGUUUGGCCCUUGACAGAACAGGAGGAUGACCUGAAAGUCUCCGCUGCAGUGUCUUCUGCCCUGGAUUCUGUGUCUCAAGCCACCAACGUUGAAACUGGAGCCGACUCUGUUCCAUCCAUCACAGUGAAGAUUACCCUGCAGAAUCAAGUGGUGCUGCAGAAGGUCAAGCUGUCAGUGUACGUGCAGCCGCCAUUACAAUUGACUUGCGAUCAGUUUACCUUUGACUUUGUGGCACCAGACAUGACCAGCAUCGUAACAUUCUCUGUGUACCUGAAGAAAACUUAUACACCGUCCGAAUUAGAAGGAAAUGCUGUUGUUUCAUACUCCAGAGCAACAGAUCGAAAUCCUGAUGGUAUUCCUCGGGUUAUCCAAUGUAAAUUUAGACUUCCUCUGAACCUAAUUUGCCUCCCCGGUCAACCUUCAAAAACUGCAAGCCACAAACUGACCAUUGACACCAAUAAAUCUCCCGUCAGUCUGCUGGGCCUCUUCCCAGACUUUGCCAACCCGUCAGAUGAUGAUCAAAUGAACGUAAUGGGCUUCCGUCUCCUAGGAGGCUCUCGAGUGACUCUUCUUGCUUCCAGAACUUCCCAACGAUACCGCAUUCAGAGCGAACGGUUUGAAGAUCUCUGGCUCAUAACAAAUGAACUCAUCCUCCGCCUUCAGGAUCAUUUUGAAAAACAGGGAACCAAAGACUUUGCAUGUUCUUUUUCUGGAUGUGUGCCCCUUCAAGAAUAUUUUGAGUUGAUUGAUCAUCAUUUUGAGCUACGGAUAAAUGGUGAAAAAUUAGAAGAACUUUUAUCUGAAAGAGCUGUACAGUUUCGGGCCAUCCAGCGUCGGCUUCUCACAAGAUUCAGAGAUAAGACCCCCGCCCCCCUGCAGCACCUGGACACCCUGCUGGACGGGACGUACAAGCAGGUGAUUGCUCUAGCAGAUGCGGUCCAGGAAAACCAAGACAGGCUGUUGCAGUCAUUCGCCGGCCUGAAGAGUGCCACCCAUUUGCUGAUCCUGUUAAUCAGGCUGUGGCAGAGGCUGAGUGCUGACCAGACUGCUAUUCUGGAAGCAGCAUUUCUGCCACUACAGGAAGACACGCAGGAACUGGGCUGGGAAGAGACCGUGGAUGCCGCCGUUGCCCACCUUUUGAAAACCUGCCUGUCGAAGAGUUCCAAGGAGCAGGCUUUGAACCUCAGCAGCCAGCUGAGCGUGCCCAAAGACACCAGCCGGCUGAAGAAGCACAUCACUCUGCUGUGCGACAGACUGGCUAAAGGCGGGCGCCUCUGCGUGAGCACCGAUGCUGCGGCCCCGCAGGCCAUGGUAAUGCCAGGUGGCUGUACUCCAAUCCCAGAGUCAGACCUAGAGGAAAGAUCGCUAGAUGACGCCACAGAGCUGUUUACCAACCACAAGCACCUCAUCGCCGAGCCCCCCGUGCCUGAAGUCUCAGCCCUCCAAGGAGUUCUGGAGUAGUGCUAAGCAGUCGGGAGGAAGAGGCCCUUUCUGAGGCUGACCCUGUGUGGACACUGUGCUCCCAUCCCGGGACUGUGCCAAGCUCACCCCUGGAGGCGACUUCGUGAAGAUGGGGUCAGGGCUGUUGGUUGCUUGGAGGACUUGGGAUGUCACAGACAGGUCAGCUGAAAGAUGAGAUUUGUCUUUUCUUCCCAGGAAAACGACUGCUGCCUUUAGUCACAUGCGCUUAUAGUCAGGAUUUAGCAAGGUGACAAAGUUUGGAGACAGACUUUAUAAUACAGGGAUCCCAAUGUAAAAUAAUUUCAUAGCCCAUUUUUUCACAGGAUUCUUACGUAGUAACUGUAUCAAGUUUAAUAAAGCAUCUUAUUGUCAAACAA
Molecule: messenger RNA, 4616 nt
Organism: Rattus norvegicus (Norway rat)
Lineage: Eukaryota; Metazoa; Chordata; Mammalia; Rodentia; Muridae
Gene: Bbs9
Product: Bardet-Biedl syndrome 9
Biological process (GO): fat cell differentiation; cilium assembly
Cellular component (GO): membrane; BBSome
Source: RefSeq, a predicted model, not a curated record